Molecule: messenger RNA, 4687 nt
Organism: Rhodamnia argentea
Lineage: Eukaryota; Viridiplantae; Streptophyta; Magnoliopsida; Myrtales; Myrtaceae
Product: pentatricopeptide repeat-containing protein At5g55840
Exons: 6
Coding region: 357-3764 (1135 amino acids)
Molecular function (GO): protein binding
Source: RefSeq, a predicted model, not a curated record
ACGAACUCCACUCAGGCACUCACUACUGCGACCAAAAUCGAUUCAUCAAUCCUGACGAAACAGCAAGACCGAGCUUUCACCUCCUAUGCUGCAUCGUGGCACCGAGUGAGCUAGCUCUCUCGUGGCUGGUGCAUCGCGCAGGUCUGGAAUGCCGACCGCGUGUUUGACGAAAUGCCUCUGGAAGGUUUUGACGCGUCGGCCUCCCCGGUGCUUCGGGGCUGUGCAUAGUUUCCCUUUUGAUAUCACGCUAAGCGAUCGUUUUCUGUAUCGCAGGGUUCCUAUGCUAGACUGUUAUGGCGACAAUAUAGAAUCUUGUCCCAAAAUGGUAGUGGUUGUGCUCCAGUUUUAGCUUACUGAUGCCAUUGCCUCCGAGCCCGCGCUGUUCAACUGCCAAAAGGUUCUCUGGGUUACUCACUAACGGAGCGACAUUCAGAGCAUGUUCUUUUCAGGAUGUAUCUGGAUGUAUCCCAAAGAGAUGGACUCACAAUUGCAAGAACGGGAACCUGGGCAAAACAUCAGCUUUCGGAAGAGAUAUGGAGAAGAGUAUAUACAAUUUUCUGACUAUUGAUCGUUGGGAAUCGUUGAACUACAUGGGAUAUAGGUUGGCCGCGCUAAGACCAGUUCAUGGAAGGCUGGCUCUGAGGUUCCUCAACUGGGUCAUUAAACAACCUGGCCUGGAGUUUGGCCAUCUCAAUCAUAUUUUGUCUGUGACGGCUCACAUACUUGUCAGAGCUAGGAUGCAUGACUCUGCAAAAUCGAUUUUGAGGCAGUUAACGCAGAUGGGUGAGGAUCCAAGCUCAGUAUUUAUUACUUUAAUGGACACAUAUCCUCUUUGUAAUUCUAAUCCUUCGGUUUUUGACAUUCUCAUGAGGGUUUAUCUUGGAAAGGGAAUGAUUGGAGAUGCUCUGCAGGUCUUCUGUUUAAUUAUUUCUAGGGGAUUUAAGCCUUCAGUUGGUACUUGUAAUAAGGUCUUGGCUGCAAUGGCAAGAGACCAAGCAGCUGGGUCAAUAUGGUCAUUCUUCAGUGAUAUGCUUGAGAAUGAAAUUCGUCCUGAUGUCGCUACUUUUAAUAUCUUGAUCAAUGAGCUGUGCGCAGAAGGGAAGAUAAAGAAAGCCAGUUUUCUAUUGAGAAAGAUGGAAGAAAUUGGUUGUCACCCUACCAUUGUUACUUACAACACUCUACUCAAUUGGUAUUGCAAAAAGGGAAUGUAUAGAACGGCUCUUCAGCUUAUUGAAUUUAUGGAUGGCAAGGGUAUUAGAGCAGAUGUCUUCACAUUCAACAUACUUAUCGAUGGUUUGUGUAGGAAAAAUAUGAGUUCAAAGGGGUAUUUAUUAUUGAAAAAGAUGAGGAAGAUGUUGAUAGACCCUAAUGCAGUCACUUACAAUACUCUUAUCCAUGGGUUUGUCCGGGAGGGGAAGAAUGCAGUUGCUACUCGUAUUUUGGAUGAAAUGUCUAGUUCUAACCUUUCUCCUAAUUGUAUCACUUACACUGCUUUGAUUGAUGGGCUUUGCCAAGAAGAAAAAUUUCACGAAGCAAUGAAUGUUUUGAUGAAGAUGGAAAAGGAAGGGUUGACACCUAAUGAAACUUGUUAUGGGGCUCUUUUGAAUGGUUUAUCCAGGCACGCACAAUUCAGUAUGGCAAGAAGUUGUCUUGAUCGGAUGAGGAGGAAUGGUAUUCUUGUUGGUCAGAUUCCAUAUACUAUGUUGAUUGAUGGAUUUUGCAGGAAAGCGUUGCUUGCUGAAGCUAUUGAAUUGUUUGAGGAGAUGCUAAAAGAUGGUUUAACCCCUGAUUUGCAUACGUAUUCAGUGCUCGUGAGUGGGUUAUGCCGGGUUGGGAGAAUAAAGAUCACAAAGGAGAUCAUCUCUAAGAUGUAUAGAUCAAAGAUUCUACCAAAUAGUGUCAUUUUACAAACACUUAUCCACUAUUGUUGCAAACAAGGAAAUGUCAUGGAGGCAUUGAGACUUUAUGCAGUAAUGAACUGUUGUGGCUAUGAAGCAGACCAUUUAGCAUGUACUGCCUUAAUUGCUUCUCUCUGCAGAAGUGGAAAAAUGGAAGAGGCGGAGUGCUUCAUGCAGCAUAUGUGUUGCAUCGGUCUAGAUCCUGAUUCCGUGUCUUUUGAUUGUCUCAUCAAUGGACAUGCAAAUAAGGGACAUUGGAUGAAAGCAUUUUCGUUUUGUGAUGAAAUGAUCAAAUCGGGAUAUCCUCCAAGCCCCUUUACUUAUGCGAGUCUCCUCAAAGGACUGUGCAAAGCAGGACAUGUGGAAGAAGCCAAGAAACUCCUUACUGAAGUCGCACUUGUACCGUCUUCUGCAGAUACUGUAGUCUACAACUCAUUAAUAGCAGAGUUGUGUGAAGCUGGAAAUCUACAGGAAGCAUUGGCUCUUUAUCAUGGAAUGGUGAAGAACAGUGUGCUGCCUGACAAUCACACAUAUUCAAGUCUUAUUGCUGGUUUUUGCAGGAAGGGCAGGAUUGUUGCUGCCAUUUUUCUUCUUCAGUCAGCUGUUAGACUGGGAAUUUCUCUCCCAAAUAUGGUCCUGUAUACAUGCCUGAUUGAUGCUCUUUUCAAGGAAGGGCAAGGAAAAAUGGCUUCCAAUUACUAUGAAGAGAUAGUAAAAAGUGGUUUCCACCCUGACACAAUUGUUUUUAAUGUGAUGUUAGAUGGAUAUUCAAGGAUGGGAAAAAUGGGGAGGGCAAUUGCUUGUCUUUCAAUGAUGAGGAGAAACAAUCUGUCUCCAAAUUUGGCCACGUACAAUAUUCUCUUGCAUGGGUUCUCAAAGAAAAGGGAACUGGGGAUGUGCUUUAGAAUACACAAAUUAAUCAUCAAUGAAGGUUUUCAGCCUGACAAAUGGACAUGGCAUUCUCUGAUUCUUGGUCUUUGCAAGUCAGGUCUGCUGGAAAUUGGAAUUAAACUUUUGAAAAAGAUGUUAGUCGAGGGCAUCAUACCGGAUAGGCUUAUGUUCAAUAUGCUUAUAAGCGAGUGCUGUGAACGUGGUCAGAUGGGAAUGGCACUUGAUAUGGUUGAUGUGAUGAUUAUUCUUGGGUAUGAUGACCUUGAUACUUACCAAUCCAUUAUCAAUGGUCUGCACAAGAAGUCAGAUUUUAAUGCUUCCUACGCUGUUAUGCAUGAAAUGCUGAAAAAAGGGUAUUUUCCUUCUUACAAGCAAUAUAUACGUUUAGUUUGUGGCAUGUGUAAAGCAGGGAAUAUACGGGCAGCAUUCAAGCUAAAGGAUGAGAUGAAGAAACUUGGCAUUGUUCCUCCUGAUGUUGCCGAAAGUGCAUUAGUUAGGGGACUUGCGCGCUGUGGGAAGAUCGAGGGAGCAAAGCUAGUCCUUCAUCACAUGAUUGGGAUGCGUCUUAUCCCUACUCCUGCUACCUUCACUACUCUGAUGCAUGUGUCGUGUGAAAAUUUUGAUAUUGAAGGGGCCUUGGAGUUAAGGAGUAUCAUGGAACGCUCUGGCAUAAGGCUUGACGUAGUCACCUACAAUGUUCUUAUUAAAGGCCUCUGUGCUGGUGGUGAUGUGAUUUCUGCAGUUGAGUUAUAUGAGGAGAUGAAAAAACAGGGUCUCCUACCAAACUGUACAACUUACACUAUUCUAAUAAAUGCCAUUUCUACCAAGGGUAGUGCAAUUAAUGCUGAGACACUUUUGGUCGAUCUAAAAUCAAGAGGGUUUUCAUCUUGGGACAGAAAUGCAAACCAUUGGCAAGAGGAAUUGGUGAUUGCCAUGAGAAAGAUAAAAUAUGUGAGUUGUCGAAGCAGGAAAUGAUACCUAUUGAAGAUAAUUUGACCUUGAUGUUGUCAACAUGGGGCAAAUUUUAUUUGAGCUGUUCUUGUGGAAGCAUGGUUUCAUUGUAGAGUACAAAGAGAAGAAUGUGCUCCAGUGGCUAUCACAAAACGCCAUUCAACUUGGCAUGACAGUGUUCAUGGGAUUACUGUUCUCGUGAAUUGCUUGUAUUAUUGAAUGCGGAUCUUGUCACUCUGAUGCCAAAGAUGCUAAGUAUUUUCAGUUUCAUCUACUGUGGUCUUGCCAUGAUUGUAGCUGGCUUUGAUGAAGGAACUAGAUCGGAUACAUUUCUCUCUUCAAUUUCUCUGUCUGGGAAAUGUGGAACCCGCAGGAUUCAUUGGACCGAGGAUUCUACAUCUGCAUCCUGUUCAAUGAUCAGAUCACUCAGUCAGAUUGAUUCUUUUUCUUCUCCUACUCUAUACAAAUAUAAAAGGAACAGCCCUGGAAUAGUUGGCGACUUCAGUACGACAUUCUUUGUUUCCAAGACCAAGCUUGCAUGUGUCACAUGGCAAUGGUGCUAGCACAAAGAAUGAAGCUUCUACUUUGGGCACUUGGAGUUAGGGCGACGCCAAGGCAGACUUUGAAGUGGAUUGUUGUUAUGAUGCCUUGACUGGAGAGAUAGCCUAUGAGCAUGGGGGACAGCAAUUAUGCAUCACUUUGUCAGUCGCAUCCAUUCUUUGUCUUCUCCUACUCUAGACGAAUGUAAAAGGAACAGCCUUGGAGCAGUUGGCGACUUCAGUACGACAUUCUUCUUUUCCUAGACCGACCGAACAUGUGUUGCAUGCCAAUGCUGUUAGCAUGAAGAAGGAAGCUUCUACUUCAGGCAGUUGGAGUUAGGGCCCCCAUAGGCGGACUUGGAAGUUGGUUAUUGUUAUGAUGCUUUGGCCAGAGAUAGCUUAUGAGCA